UAACUGCAGUGGUUGCCUCAAAAGGUUGUGCAACAAAAUAUUAAGUUACCCUCAUUUUUGUCCAGCCCUAUUUCAUUAAUCUGGUGCAUACGUAGGUGUGUUAAGGUGUGUUUGUGGAUUGGUUUCUGGGAAACGGUGCAUUGGUUGACCUUUAAUCCCUUUGCUCCAGCUAUAAAACAGCAACCUGACUUCUGCCAUAAACUCCUUUAGCCUCUGACAUCCUUUCAUCAUCUGACAAACUCUUUCAGUCAUGGCCGUGAUCAACCAGCCGGGUAAAUUCCAGCCGUCUGACUUCCAGACCGACGUGUGCGACUGCUGCGACGACGUUAAGAUCUGCCUGUGCGGCUGCUUCUGCUACCUCUGUCUGGGCUGCACCAUCGCCAGCGACAUGGGCGAGUGCUGCAUGUUUGGCACCGGGUAUCCCAUCCGCAGCGUCUACCGGACCAGAUACAACAUCAAGGGUUCCAUGUGUAACGACUGCCUGAUGUCGCUGUUCUGCCCCGUCUGCUCCACCUGUCAGCUGAAGAGGGACAUCAAGCAUCGGAAGGAGCAGGGCACCUUUUAAAAACGAGCACCGGUCUGUCCAGGCGGCGUUUGUCCUGCAUCAUCUUCUACUGUUCAGCCUGAAAUCAUUCCAUUGACUGUAUACAUGAACAGGACUGACAUUCACUAUGACAUCACACCGACUCGCUCCAGGUCUCACAUACAGUCAAUAGUAACACAGGAAAUUUAAUUUCUUCCUAAAAAUGACUUGAACACAGAUUUAAUUUUGACUCAACUUCCUUUUUUAAGCUUCAAAGUAAAAAAAAAUCCCUUUAAUAUCAGAAUAAUUACUUUUCAACUUUGUUUUUUGUGUCGAUGUGAUUUUUUACUGAAUAAAUUGCUUUACUUUGUCACAAGGAAAAGCUGAAACUUGAAGAAAAAGGUUGUUUUAUAUUUCAGGCCAAAACUACGUGAAAAUAAAAUGUUGUGCAGCUUC
Messenger RNA from Oryzias latipes (Japanese medaka), 979 nucleotides. RefSeq names its product placenta-specific gene 8 protein-like. The record is from RefSeq and is a predicted model, not a curated record. NCBI's taxonomy places the organism in Eukaryota, Metazoa, Chordata, Actinopteri, Beloniformes, Adrianichthyidae.